Messenger RNA from Musa acuminata AAA Group (dessert banana), 3262 nucleotides. RefSeq names its product MACPF domain-containing protein At1g14780-like. The coding region runs from base 1297 to 3162 and encodes 621 amino acids. The record is from RefSeq and is a predicted model, not a curated record. Gene Ontology annotation, cellular component: plasma membrane. The transcript is spliced from 8 exons. Gene Ontology annotation, biological process: regulation of salicylic acid mediated signaling pathway; plant-type hypersensitive response. Lineage: Eukaryota; Viridiplantae; Streptophyta; Magnoliopsida; Zingiberales; Musaceae.
GAAUACCAGUCAGUGAUUUGCUCUAAUAUCUCCCAUAGCUUGCUUUCCUGUACUUGGUCUUGCAAUGUCAAUCAGAUUUGGUGGGUAUCAGAAGCCUUCAAAAUUGUUUGACUUGCCCAGUGAUUAUGUAUCUACCAAUAAUGUUUUGCUGGUAUUCCACCUGCUUCAAUUGCUUUCGCUUUGAUGUAUGAAAUGUCAUGAUCAUUAGUCUAAAAUCUUUAAAUUCAAAUUUGUAAAAUCUUUGCAUCCAUGUUAAUUGUAGUAUUUAAGGGUUGAACAUCCUUGUUAAGGUUAUAAAAUUAGAUCUUAAUAGGCUUCAUUAAGUGGUUUUACAUCUCUGAUCUUGUCCAAAGAUAGUUCUUUUCUUUUCUCCUCAAGUUUAAUUGUCCUGAAUUCAUUCUUUCUUGUGUUUGACCUGUUUGAUUAUGGUGACUAAUGGAGGGUAUAUGACAAAGAAUAGUAUUAAAAAGAAAUAAUAGUGUUGAGAUGGAACUUGAGAAAUGCAAUGUAUACCCUAAAAAAUAAUAUGUAAAUACUUUUAAGAAAUGAAUAAAUAUGACUUUGACCACUUCUGUUUUUUGUUCCCUGACAUAUAAGUGGACUUUAAGAGUUGCAUGACAGUGUUUGGAUCACUCAAAGCAGGAAUUCUUCAGAUCUGUCUCCACACAUUUCUUUCUGACCUUUUCAGACUUCGACUGGUUUGGAUUGGAGAGGUCUAAUUCGUUCCAUGAAUGAAAUCUUGCGGUGUGAACUAACAGCUUGCGGCCACAGCCUCCCUUCAAGACUUCUUACCACUCUUCGUCACCGCUUUGACCUUCACUGCCCGUCCCAGUUCCAGUACGGUUCAGAGUUGACGUCACAAGCAUUUCUCUUUCUAGAUCCAGAGAAAUGGCUCGAGUCCCAUUCUUCUGUUCCCACACCUGUUUGCAAGUAUUUGGUUAACUAGCACAAUGAUCAUGAUUCAGUAGUAUACAUAUAUAUGUAUCUAUAUAUGUAUGUAUACUCUGUCAAAUCCUGCUGCCAUUUCUGAUACGCCAGCCAAGAGGAUCACAUGGACUACGUAGAUCAACGCCUUCAGGUCAAGCAAGCAAAUUCUAAUCAAAUGGAGGUUCCACCUACGACUUCUUCUUCUUCUUCUUCUUCUUCUGAUGUUUACCUUUAUAAGCAUCGAUUUCAGCGUAGCCAUAUCGUUGCUGAAGGGGAAACGAAGUCCAUCGUUGACAUGCAUAUGGUAUAUUCUCGAGAACUGUUCCAUCUUCGGCUGCGAGAUUAGUUGGAGGGAGACGAGAGGAGGAGAUGAGUGGAGUCGUGGAAAGGGCUCUGACGUGCCUUGGGAGGGGAUUCGACGUCGCAUGCGACUUCCGGCCGGAGUACUGCAGGGGGAAGGAGAGGCUGGUGGUGAUAAAUGAGGAUGAGAAGAGGGAGCUCGCUGUGCCUGGGUUUGGCCUGUGUAAGGAUGUCUCUGUUGAUGUGAAGUGCGAUAAGGGGGAUCGGGUCCGGUACCAGUCCGAUGUGCUCGAGUUCAAUCAGGUCAUGUUCAGAGUACAAACUAAAUCAAAUGGCACUUUCUCAAAGACAACUGAAACAACCAUGCAGAUGUCGGAGCUGUUCAACCACAGGAGCUCACUGGCAGGGAAGAUCCCCUCUGGCCUGUUCAACUAUGCGUUCGCCUUCGACGGCAGCACAUGGGCUCAGGAUGCGUCGAACACGAAGUUCCUUGCCAUGGAUGGCUACUUCAUCACUCUCUUUGAGCUGCGAAUCGAGCACCAGCCACUUGCACUUGUUGAUCAUGUUGUCAAAGCUGUUCCUUCAACUUGGGACCCCUGCGCAAUCGCAAGGUUUAUUGAAAACUAUGGCACACAUAUAAUAGUGGGGCUAAGUGUGGGAGGUCAGGAUGUGGUUUAUGUGAAGCAAGACCAGUCCUCCAGCCUCCCCCCAUCUGAACUCAAACAACAGCUUGAUAAGCUUGGGGAUCAGCUGUUCACAGGGACAUGUGCACUUCCUCCUUUCUACUGGAAAUCUAAAGAACAUAAGCUUAAGGUUCCAGAGGCUUUCAAUGUGUUUGACCUACAUAAGAAUGGUGUCAAGGGGGUUGCUCCGGUUGUUUGCAAAGAUGGUGUGACAGUCAUGUGCUGUAAGAGAGGAGGAGAUACUUCAGCAAGCAGCCACGGCGAGUGGCUUCUCACUGUGUCUUCAGUGCCGGACAUUAUCAACUUCACCUUCCUUCCCAUCACCUCACUGCUCAAGGGGGUCCCCGGAUAUGGAUUCCUGUCUCAUGCCAUUAACCUGUACAUUCGAUAUAAACCCCCACUAUCAGACUUGCACUACUUCCUGGACUUCCAAUCUCACAAGUUCUGGGCUCCCAUGCACAACGAUCUACCCCUUGGUCCCAUCUCAAACAGGUCCAUGCCAACACCAGCACUUACUUUUAGCCACAUGAGCCCCAAGCUCUAUGUCAACACUUGUCAGGUCACUGUCGGAAGGCGGCCGGUGACCGGAAUGCGACUGCACCUGGAGGGCAAGAAGAACGACCGGCUAGCAGUUCACCUCGAACACCUGUCACACACGCCUGCAUUCCUCGGAGCACAGCCCGAUCAGGCGCCGCUGUGGCGGGGAACGGACGUGAUCGCCGACGAGCGGUACUACGAGCCGGUCCAGCGGAAGAAGUUCGCGCGGGUGUGCACUGCGCCGGUGAAGUACGACCCCCGGUGGGCGACCGAUGGCCGAGGAGCGACCGCGUUCGUCGUCACCGGAGCUCAGCUUGCCGUGGAGGCCCACGAGUCCACUAGCGUGCUGCACCUCAGGCUGCUGUACUCCGAGGUGCGCGGUUGCGUCGUCGGCCGGUCGCAGUGGCAGCGGGGCCCGUCCUGCCUUUCUCAGAAACUGGGCUUCUUCUCGGCGGUGAGCGGCUCGCUGUCCGGCGGCUUGGACAGGGAAAAGCAGCCUGGCCCGGAAGCCGUGGUGGACUCAGCUGUGUUUCCGUCGGGCCCACCGGUGCCAGUGGGGAAGCAAAAGCUGCUCAGGUUUGUGGACACCUCUCACCUGUGCCAGGGCCCUCAGCACAGCCCUGGCCAUUGGCUGGUGACGGGUGCGAAGCUGGACGUGGCGAAGGGGAAGAUUAGGCUGAAUGUCAAGUUCUCUCUCCUCGCCUCGAUCUCGUAAUGUCUGGGAUUAGCAUAUUUAUGGUUUCUUUUCUCAUUGAACUGUGAAUAUUUGAGAUCAUAAUGUAAUUAAAGAAGCAAUUGUAACAUUGUUUUUACCA